GCAGGACUUUUGCGCAUGCGGGCUCUCGGAGUGCACGGAGUGCCUUUCCGAAGAAGGCUGGAGCCUGCGCAGGCGUACUAGGAAGAGCACCUGGGCCCGGCAAGCCUGUCUUGUUACCAGCAUCCUGAUGGCUCUUUUGAAAAAGUGUUCAGUGUUAUUCCUAACCCAAAUAAGCAGAGCAACCAAUCAGCGGAAUUUCAGCACCAGUGGUAUGUGCAGUGCGAUACAGAAGAUGACCCGUGUACGAGUGGUAGAUAACAGCUCCUUGGGAAACACACCAUAUCACCGGCCACCGAAGUGCAUUCACGUGUACAACAAAACUGGAGUGGGCAAAGUUGGAGAUAAAAUACUUCUGGCUAUCAAAGGAGAAAAGAGGAAGGCCUUAAUUGUGGGUCACAAGAUGCCCGGCCCUCGCAUGACUCCCAGGUUUGAUUCCAACAAUGUAGUACUCAUUGAAGAUAAUGGGAACCCGAUAGGGACAAGAAUUAAAACGCCAAUACCCUCUUUCCUGAGAAAGCGUCAAGGAGAAUUUUCAAAAGUAUUGGCCAUUGCCCAGAACUUUGUAUGAAAUGUCCUUAAAACAUCCUGUCACACUGUACUUCCUUUCCUAUCCUAGAUCUGAGGAAUAAAUACUAAAAUUGAACAGUGGAAGUGUUUCCUCCUGCUUAUAAAGUAAAACCUAUUACUUAAAUAAAA
Eublepharis macularius is the source of this 696-nucleotide messenger RNA. RefSeq names its product mitochondrial ribosomal protein L14 (gene MRPL14). The record is from RefSeq and is a predicted model, not a curated record. Lineage: Eukaryota; Metazoa; Chordata; Lepidosauria; Squamata; Eublepharidae. The transcript is spliced from 3 exons. Gene Ontology annotation, molecular function: structural constituent of ribosome. Bases 128 to 568 code for a protein of 146 amino acids. Gene Ontology annotation, biological process: translation. Gene Ontology annotation, cellular component: ribosome; mitochondrion.